Molecule: messenger RNA, 1165 nt
Organism: Phalacrocorax carbo (great cormorant)
Lineage: Eukaryota; Metazoa; Chordata; Aves; Suliformes; Phalacrocoracidae
Source: RefSeq, a predicted model, not a curated record
ACUCCCGCCAGGCCAGCACUGGGGCCACCAUUCCGUCCCUGUCUCCAUGAUGCUCCGGUUGCUGCUGCUCUGCGGGGCCCUGGGCUGCGGCGCAAACCAGGCAGCCCCGCUCACCUUCACCAUGCUGCAACGGACCCACAUCUCCAAGGGAAACUCUGUCUUCUGGGGGAAUGCCAGCCUGGAUGGGAGGCUCAGCCAUCUCCUGGAUGGGCUUAAUGUCACCCAGGUGCUGCCACUGGAGCCACCAGAUGUCUGGGCCAGGUGGCAGCAGGACAUGACCACCUACCUGUACUAUUUCAGCCAGCUGGUGAAGCUCUUCAGCAAGGAGAGGCCCUUCAACUACACCCAGAGCCUGAGCUGCCUCCUGGGUUGCCGCCUCUUCCCCAAUGGCACGGCCCACAGCUUCUACGAGGUGACCCUCAAUGGGACGGCUUUCCUCAGCUUCCAUGUCUCCAACGCCACCUGGCAGCGACACUGGCCUGGCAGUGGCACGCUGGCUGCCUUUGCUGAGAAGGAGCUGAUGAAGUACCCCAAGACCACCCAGGACCUCCAGCAUUUCCUCAACACCAACUGUGUUGGCAUCCUGCAGGCUCAGAGCACCUGGACAGAAAAACAGAGCAGCCGAUCACACACACCUCUGGUGACGGGCCUGAUCCUGGGGACCUUCGCCUUGUUGGGUAUGGCUGUGGGGAUCUUCCUCUGCACGGGAGGGAGCUGCUAGUGGAGCUGGCAGCCAUCCCACAUCACCCUGUGGAGACAGGGGACAGACCCAUCAUCACCCCAUGGAGGCAGGGAUCAAGACCAUGCCCCACAAGGGAUGUAUCUCCCCAGUGCAGCAGGCUUUGCUCCCAAAGGACACCAGUGGCUUCCCUGCGCAGUGCCAGCUGGGUUGACCCCUCCAACAGCGGCACCCUGCCCUGGGAACAGUCCCCAUGCCAGGCUGGCACAGUGCACCAAGACUUAAUGCAGAUAUAUGCUUGGCACGGAUGGAAAAAAUGGGGAGGGGCAAGUGACAGGAGAAACAGCCAAGAAAGGGUUAAAAGGAUGGCACUGAAACCCUCAUUUAUCCCAGUUCCAGUAGGGAUGAAUGUCUGGGAGGGAGGAUGCCACACUUUCGUGACCCUGCUUUGAGAUGUUGUGUAAUAAAACUGCCCAUGAACUUUCA